AUGCCACUAAAACGGUCGCCGCCGAUAAAUCCGUCGACGUCACGUAGUCCUUCAUUACAGCACUGUGACUCGGAACCAAAUUUAAAAUCAUCAGAAUGGGAAGCUUACAUCAACACAGCGGUUCGAAAGAGAAAAUUUUCCAAUUACUUGUCAGAUGAAUUCUCCGCCAUCCAGGAUAAAUUUACUGACAUGUUUAUGUCUCUCAAGAGUGAACAGGACUCUAAAUUAUCAAAAAUCUUAGAUUAUGUCGCUAAUAUUAAACAACAAAAUGAUGAUAUCAGGGAAUCUAUUACGUUUAUGUCUGAAAAAUAUGACACUUUAUUGUCGAGUGUACAAAGUUUACAAGAUGAAAAUAAAGCAUAUCGUAAGCGUAUAGAAAUGUUGGAAGAAAAAAUUGAAGGGCUUGAAAGAUCUUCACAUUCUUCUCGCAUAGAAUUGCGUAAUGUGCCUAAAAAGGACCGCGAAAGUAAAGAAGACCUACUAAAUAUUUUGGUAAAGACAGGUGAAGUGCUUGGAUCGACCUUACAACAUUCAGAUGUCAGAGAUAUUUUUCGAAUAAAUCAAAAAACAACGGUAAUAAAAUCAUAG
This is a messenger RNA of Parnassius apollo (apollo), 588 nucleotides long. The record is from the annotation of a GenBank genome assembly. NCBI's taxonomy places the organism in Eukaryota, Metazoa, Arthropoda, Insecta, Lepidoptera, Papilionidae.